Molecule: messenger RNA, 555 nt
Organism: Silurus meridionalis
Lineage: Eukaryota; Metazoa; Chordata; Actinopteri; Siluriformes; Siluridae
Gene: tomm5
Product: translocase of outer mitochondrial membrane 5 homolog (yeast)
Exons: 2
Coding region: 102-257 (51 amino acids)
Cellular component (GO): mitochondrial outer membrane translocase complex
Source: RefSeq, a predicted model, not a curated record
UAAACUGCGCAUGCGCACUACAAACCCGGAAGUCGUGGGUUCAGCAGUGUGUCGCUGCAGAUCAUUCAAGGAGAAAAAAUAACUCGAAUAUUUGAGUUAAAAUGUUUAAACUCGAAGGAUUGGGACCCAAAUUAGACCCGGAGGAGAUGAAGAGGAAAAUGCGGGAGGAUGUGAUUUCAUCCGUGAGAAAUUUCCUCCUUUAUGUCGCUCUUCUGAGAGUCACUCCGUACGUCCUGAAGAAGUUGGACAGCAUAUGAUGAUGGAGAAUUGCCUGUAAAACCCAUGGAACAGCAUCGUCCUUCAUCAUCAUCAUCAGCAGCAGCAGCACAAUGACGUGUUUGUUUUUUCUCUGGAGGACUGUAAUUUAAUUUAACCUUCUUUUCCUUCGUGUCUGAGGCAGUUGAUGUCUACAGACGUGACGUGAUGCAGCUGAUGUGUUGGUCAUGUGACCCAGACUACACGAGACAUGUUUAAUGUAUGCGACUUUUUUCUGUGAACAGAUUUUAUGUUUAUUAAAUAUGACUCACGACAUGAAUAAAUUAAAAUCUUGGUCCA